This is a messenger RNA of Solanum pennellii, 1607 nucleotides long. Its product is annotated as cysteine synthase 2. NCBI's taxonomy places the organism in Eukaryota, Viridiplantae, Streptophyta, Magnoliopsida, Solanales, Solanaceae. The coding region runs from base 96 to 1361 and encodes 421 amino acids. The transcript is spliced from 6 exons. The record is from RefSeq and is a predicted model, not a curated record. Gene Ontology annotation, molecular function: cysteine synthase activity. Gene Ontology annotation, cellular component: cytoplasm.
GUCUAAUUUGCAAUUGAUCGAAGUAUUCAUAACCUGCCUUUGCCCUUUCACCGCCCAUAAUACUUCCGGUUCAAUUACACCGGAGAACCACCGCGAUGGCGCCGGUGAGAACUGCAGGCGCCAUCGCGACACUGCUCUCCGUAGCCAUAGUCUCUUAUUUCCUCUGCAAAACUACUCAGCAAAAGUCUUCCGGAAAAAAGAAACUUCAAAGACGUAGAACUGGACUCGUCGCCGCCAUUGGCAGCACUCCGUUAAUCAGGAUCAAUAGCCUCUCCGAUGCAACUGGCUGUGAAAUUUUGGGGAAAGCUGAAUUCUUGAAUCCUGGAGGGAGUGUGAAAGAUAGGGUAGCUGUGAAGAUUAUUGAAGAGGCCCUGGAAUCUGGAGCUUUAGCUGAAGGUGGAGUAGUUACAGAGGGCAGUGCAGGAAGUACAGCCAUUAGUCUAGCAACAGUAGCACCUGCUUAUGGGUGCAGAUGCCAUGUGGUUAUUCCAGAUGACGCUGCUCUUGAAAAGGCACAAAUACUAGAAGCACUAGGAGCUACUGUAGAAAGGGUCAGGCCAGUUUCUAUCACACACCGAGACCAUUUUGUUAAUAUUGCAAGAAGAAGGGCGCUGGAAGCAAGUGAAAUAACAUCAACCACCAGAAAAGAAAGCCAAAUUGAUGCCAAUGAUUCUAGUCAAAUCAAUGGUCACUCAAUCAGUGAGGAAAAGCAGAAUAUGCAGUUCUCAUCUGAAUGCAAGGGUGGAUUCUUCGCAGAUCAGUUUGAAAAUCUUGCAAAUUUCAGGUCACAUUAUGAGGGCACGGGGCCAGAGAUUUGGGAACAGACAGGUGGCAAGUUGGAUGCUUUUAUUGCUGCUGCAGGUACAGGUGGCACUGUUGCCGGUGUUUCCCAGUAUUUGAAGGACAAAAACUCAAAUAUCAAGUGCUUCCUUAUUGAUCCUCCUGGCUCUGGUUUAUAUAACAAAGUAACAAGAGGAGUUAUGUACACAAGGGAAGAAGCAGAAGGAAGAAGGCUGAAGAACCCAUUUGAUACAAUAACCGAAGGGAUUGGAAUAAAUAGACUAACUGAAAAUUUUAAGAUGGCAAAACUUGAUGGAGCUUUCCGAGGCACAGAUAUGGAAGCUGUUGAAAUGUCCAGGUAUCUGUUGAAAAAUGAUGGUCUAUUUAUUGGAAGUUCUUCAGCGAUGAAUUGCGUUGGAGCUGUCAGAGUGGCAAAGGCACUAGGUCCAGGGCAUACAAUUGUGACAAUCUUGUGUGACAGUGGUAUGAGACAUUUGAGUAAGUUUCACAAUGAUAAAUACCUAUCUGAACAUGGGUUGACACCUUCAGCAACUGGUCUGGAGUUCCUUCGUCCUAGUUGAUCUAUGGCUAGUUCAUGAUUGUUUUUUCAGGGCAUUUAAAUUCAUGACAGUACCAUCUCAGAGCUAAUGUUGUAUAUACUAUGGUAGGAAAAGGAAAUUUUGAUAAUUUUUUAUAAGUUUUACUUCGUUUGUGUAUGACAGCUUGAUAGAGAAUAUUAGAGGCAGGCUCUAAUUGUUUUGAUCUAAUUUUGUAAUGUUUAACUUUCUUAUUUGAUAAAAACCUAUCUCAAUCAAGAGCUUUUGAUA